This is a messenger RNA of Astyanax mexicanus (Mexican tetra), 1504 nucleotides long. RefSeq names its product natterin-3-like. NCBI's taxonomy places the organism in Eukaryota, Metazoa, Chordata, Actinopteri, Characiformes, Acestrorhamphidae. The record is from RefSeq and is a predicted model, not a curated record. Bases 323 to 1429 code for a protein of 368 amino acids. The transcript is spliced from 3 exons.
UGAUUCAUAAACAGCAGUUUGAUUCUUUGUUUCUGCACUUUAAACCAUCAGUUACAUUUUGUAUGUAGUGGCACUUUUGCGCCAGUAGAUGGCAGUGUGUGUAGUGAGUAGAGAGUGGAUGUAGACCAAAAAGUAGAGUGGUAGAAGGAGAGCUCCGUGUGUAAUGUGUAAAAGGGAGAAGGAGUCAAUAAAAACUGCCUGAGAAAUGACUGGAAAUCCCUCUUCUUCUUGAGAAGUGCAACAUAAGGAAGUGAUGGUAUGGGGUAUUUUGGAGCGAAGGGCACAGGGUGAUCUGAUUCAGCUCUAUGUGCACCAGUGACAGAUGGGGGCAGCAUUUCCCUUUAUAUUGGUGGUACUGCAACUGGUGGUCCCACCAAUGCUCUCCGUCCCUGCACCAGACCUCAGUGCAAACAAGAUCCGUCUAAACCCUGACCUGGGGCAGGUGUUCAUGUUUGAAGACAAUGUCAACCUGAAAUGGGUAACCUGGAAUGGCUUACUUCCAAACGGGGCUGUAAAAAUCUAUAACAGCUACACUGAACGCACAGAGUACAUCUGUAAAUCUGACUGUGAGGCUGGAUUCUACACUCCAAGCAAAGGGCCAUACUGCUACUAUCCUUAUGGAGAUUCUGAAUAUCUUGCUUUAAAGUUUGAGGUGUUGGUGAAUGAAGACUACUUCGAGUUCCUGGAAUGGAAAUCAGGCUCUUGGGGUUCUGUGCCCCCAAACUCAGUCAGAACCUGCUCUAGAAGUGAUAUCUACGUAGGUAAGAACAAAUAUGGCCUAGGCAAGGUUCAUCCCAAACAUGAAGCCUUUUUCCUGCCUUGGGAGGGCAAGGAGUACUGGUACAAAUGGUAUGACGUGCUCACCAUUAACAGAGACACAUAUAACCAGCAAAUCUCCCAUGUGAAGUACGCCAUUGAUAAGAUUGUUCUGCUCAACCAUCCUCCGGAGACCAUCCAAAUGGCUAAGGCCACCAAUUACGAGUGUUCCAGCAUUGAAAAGACAGUGCUGUUGGAGAAGAGCAGCACUGUGGAGAAGUUCUGGAACAUUGGCAGAGAAACACGCAAUGGAACCAGCUCAGUCAUGACCGGGAAAAUCCCAAUCAUCAACCCAGACACUGUGGACUUCACCAAGGAACAGACCAUAAGUUUUUCAAAGGGGACAACGUUGAUCGAAACGGUCAGCCAGUCCAUGUCUGUGCAAGUCCUGGUUCCUCCCAAUUACUCCUGCGCAGUUAGGAUGGAUGCUAGAAGGAUGACUGCGGAUAUUCCAUUCACAGCCCGCCUGAGUCGCACAUACAGCAAUGGAGAAACCCACUGGACCACCGUCACCGGGACGUAUGAUGGUGUGAAGAUUGGAGAGAUCAACGCUGUGGUGGAACGUUGCCAGCCCAUCCCUGAUGCUGAACCCUGCGCUUCCGAAAGUGAUUGAGACCACAAUGUGAAUUAACUUCUUUAAUAAUGUGCAUUAUUCUGUGCAUUGCAAUAAAAUGUCAUUUGAAGCUUC